AAGCAGCAAUGUGCCAUUUCUGAGCCCAGGCCUUCAGACAUCCUGCAGGUCUCCCUUUGUACUCUGUGCCUCUGCCACUGCCAUUAUCAAGGCACAUGCACGUCGGCCCCUGGUCCCAGGAGGAAGAAAAGAGACUCAUGAAGAGCCAAACCACUGCAGCAAAGCCCAGCCAGAACCAGCCAAACUCCAGUUGACCCCAGAUUCAGUCAUAAACAUGCUGCGCUUCCUGGUGCCCCGGUUGCUUUGUCUCCAUGGCAGGACCGCCCCGUACUCUUCUGCAGCGGCCCUUCUGAACCCCAUCCUGAACCCAGACAUCUGCUACAACCAGCUGUUCAUCAACAAUGAGUGGCAAGAUGCAGCCAGCAAGAAGACCUUCCCCACAGUCAACCCCGCCACGGGAGAGGUCAUUGGCCACGUGGCUGAGGGGGACUGGGCUGACAUGGAUCUGGCAGUGAAAGCAGCCCGCGAGGCCUUCCGCCUGGGGUCUACAUGGCGCCGGAUGGAUGCCUCAGACCGCGGCCGCCUGCUGAACCGCCUGGCCAACCUGGUGGAGCGGGAUCGUGUCUACCUGGCCUCCCUGGAGACUUUGGACAAUGGGAAGCCUUUCCCGGAGUCUUAUGCCUUGGACCUGGAUGAGGUCAUCAAAGUAUACCGGUACUUUGCUGGCUGGGCUGACAAGUGGCACGGCAAGAAUCCCAUGGAUGGCGAGCAUUUCUGCUUCACCCGCCAUGAGCCUCUUGGCGUCUGCGGCCAGGUAAUCCCAUGGAACUUCCUCUUGGUCAUGAAGGGCUGGAAGCUCGCCCCAGCGCUGACCACCGGCAACACUGUGGUCAUGAAGGUGGCAGAGCAGACCCCCCUGUCUGCCUUGUACUUGGCCUCCCUCAUCAAAGAGGCGGGCUUUCCCCCGGGGGUGGUGAACAUCAUCACUGGGUAUGGCCCCACAGCGGGCGCAGCCAUCGCCCAGCACAUGGAUGUCGACAAAGUUGCCUUCACCGGCUCUACUGAGGUGGGCCACCUGAUCCAGAAGGCGGCCGGCGAUUCCAACCUGAAGAGAGUCACCUUGGAGCUGGGUGGGAAGAGCCCCAGCAUCGUGCUGGCCAAUGCGGACAUGGACCACGCCGUGGAGCAGUGCCACGAAGCGCUGUUCUUUAACAUGGGCCAGCGCUGCUGUGUGGGCUCCCGGACCUUUGUCGAAGGAUCCAUCUAUGACGAGUUUCCUGAGAGAACCGUGGAGAAGGCUAAGCAGAGAAGGGUCGGGAACCCCUUUGAGCUGGACACCCAGCAAGGGCCCCAGGUGGACAAAGAGCAGUUUGAAUGAAUCCUGAGCUACAUCCGGCUUGGCCAGAAGGAGGGGGCAAAACUUCUCUGCGGCGGGGAGCGUUUUGGGGAGCGCGGUUUCUUCAUCAAGCCCACGGUCUUUGGUGGCAUGCAGGAUGACAUGAGGAUUGCCGGAGAGAUCUUCGGGCCUGUGCAGCCCUUAUUUAAAUUCAAGAAGAUGGAGGAGGUGAUCGAGAGGGCCAACAACACCAGGUAUGUCUUGGCUGCUGCCGUGUUCACCCGGGACCUGGACAAGGCCAUGUACUUCACGCAGGUGCUCCAGGCCGGCACAGUGUGGGUAAACACCUACAACAUUGUCACCUGCCACACGCCCCUUGGAGGGUUUAAGGAAUCUGGCAAUGGGAGGGAGCUGGGGGAGGAUGGGCUUAAGGCCUACACGGAGGUGAAGACCGUUACCAUCAAGAUUCCUCAGAAGAACUCGUAAGAAUGGCUGCCACAGGGACCCACCUCCAGUCCAGAGUUUCCAUAAUCACCUAGACCAUGGUUGCCAAAUAGUUUUUUAGCCUCGGACCCUACUUUAUUUGUUCCAAAUGAACUCUUAGAGGGAAGCUCAGCAAAUAAAGCAAUUAAAAUGAGAACUGCUCUUGUUAAAGCAGGACUGGGGACUGGACUCAAAAGUCCUAUCCACCUGUGCCUCGGCCCCAGCCUCCUUGGUGGCCCUGAGUUACUUCCAUGAAAUCUUGGGAGUCUCUGGAAAAUAGAUUAAAAACCACUGAUCUGGACAGUGGCUUUUAGUUCUUUCUUCUGAUCUGAGGACUUCCCCAUGUAUUAAUCUAAUGGCUUAGUAGAUGGACUCAGUUCAGACAUAGGAUCGGGAGGCAUCAGGAGUUUCAAACUAGGUGGAUGCCAGAUCUUGGCCCCAUUCUUCAAUGACUUAACCCCAAAAUCAAGGAUGCUUCUCCUUUUUUAAGUACCAGUUGCCAGCUGUUUUGCUUGCUUACCCUGCAUUUUGCUACUGAUUAUCAUUACUUUGAGGGAAAAAGUGGGCAAAGAAUGCAUUUAUCUUUUUUUUAAUUAUUUAUUUAUUUAUUUGAGAGAGAGAGAGAGAGAGAAACAGCAUGAGAGGGGAUAGGGUCAGAGGGAGAAGCAGGCUCCCCGCUGAGCCGGGAGCCUGAUGUGGGACUCGAUUCCAGGACUCCGGGAUCAUGACCUGAGCCGAAGGCAGUCGCUUAACCAACUGAGCCACCCAGGCGCCCAAAGAAUGCAUUUAUAUAACCACUCCUUUAAAAUAAACUCAAACAACCCGAGUGUCCAUUAGCUAGUGAGUGGGUAAAUAAAAUGUUUCCAUGGAAUAUUCCCUGUGCUAGUCAGCCAUAAAAAAGGAAUGAAGUGCUGAUACAUGAGGCAACAUGGAUGAACCUUGAAACCUUAGGCUGAGUGAGAGAAGCCAGACAUACAUACAAGGCCACAUAUUGUAUGAUUCCGUUUAUAUGAAAUGUCCAGAAUAGGCAAAUCCAGAGACAGAAAGUACAUUGGCGGUUGCCAGGUGUUGGGGGAGGAGGGAAUGAGGAGUAACUGCUAAUGGGUAUAGGAUUUCUUUUGGGGAGGUUUCAAAGGGUUCUGAAAUUGGAUAGUAGUGAUGAUUGCACGACUUCGUGAAUAUACUGAAAAGUACUGAAUUGCACAGUGAUUCACAUAAAAGGGUGAAUUUUAUGGUGUGAAUUAAUUUCAGUUAAAAAUUAAAUAAGAGAUACCCAUACAUUAUUUGACAGUCAAUUUUUUUAAUCAAUAUUCUCUUACAACUGAAAAUUUUAGAGUCUUGGGGAUGGAAGGGACCCAGGUAGUCAUCUAGUCAGGUGCGAAAGUCCUCUCCCCAAUAUAUUUCUAGUUGCAUUUUUGUUUUCUCUCAGCUGGGUGACAAAGUGCAACUUUAAGGCCCACAGAGAAAAGCCUUGGUUCCUGCCUAGAGCAAGUCCAUCUGAGUUCCCAUUUCGGACCUUCCACACUGUCCCCCAGCCCCUACCCAAACACACCACCCCUCAAGCAGAGCCCAGCAUCAGGGCCAUUCUGACAUGCUAGGGGUUUCCAGAAUUUUAUUUAUUUGUUUUUAUUUUUUAAAGAUUUAUUUGAGAGAAAGAGGGCACGUGUACUUGUUCAUGUAAGCGGACUGGGGGGUGGGGCGUUGCAGGAGAGGUGGAGAGAGUGAAGCAGACUCCCUGCUGAGCACAGAGCCUGACACAGGCUGAUCUCAGGACCCUGAGAUCAUGACCUGAGCCGAAAUCAAGAGUUGGAUGCUCACCCCACAGCUACCCAGAUGCCCCAGUUUCCAGAAUUUUAAACCUCAGAGUUCAGUGUAUUCACUGUUAGUCUCCUGACUUCAUUCCCCAUCUGAAGGGAGUAAAUCCAAGCCAGCCAGACCAUGGUACAGAAAUAAGGCUGAUCCUUUCUCUUCUUGUCUUCCAUCUUUCUAGACCAUGUUGCUCACGAAUUACCACACUUCUCGGUCCACUCAGUCUUGGGAAUGCACAGCUUUGGUCAUCUCUUUAAUGUCCUGUUAUCUCACCGAGGCAUCAGGAUGAUUUUGUUCUGUGUCUUCAGGAGUGGACCCGAAACUGCUUCCUGAGGACUUGGGGUCUAUUUGGGACCGUCAUCUCCCCUUCCUAGGCCCUCCUUUUUGUACCAUUAGUCUAAGCCUGGGGUGACCCUGGCUGUCCCCCAAAGGGCAUCUUUUAUCCCUUUCUCUUGGAGGCUCUUGGCACCUUUGCAUAGUAGGCAAGUUUCUUCCCAACAGCCUGGGGAGGGGUGGAGGUGGGAGGGAGCGGGCAGCUGGGUGGGUGGGGUCUCUGACCACUGAGAAGCAACAUCCCGGUGUAUUCACAGCUCCACUCAUCUGCUUCUCAGUACUUCUAAACCAAGAGAACCUUUUAAAGGCUCAGUGUGGGUGGGACUACAAAAAGACAAUCGUCUAGGUCCCUCGCUUUGGUCCCUAAAAUUCUGAGACCGAUGAGUCAGACAGGUCAGAUUCUUAGUCAGCUGAGCCUGGAGGCCCCUCUGUCCUCCUUCGUUGCUCUCACUGAGGGAGGUGUGAGCAGGAGGUUGACCUGGGACAAGCUUACACCAAGGGCUUACUCUGUGGAGCAUGAUCUCUGCCAGUUGUCUUUACAUGCCACUGAAGCCUCAUAAUCCCAUAAAGUAGGCAGUGGGGUGACCCUCUUUUUAGAUGAGGAAGUCGAAGCUGAGAGGAUUAGCACGCAGCCCAUUUGGGCUCAGUUUUUCAUAUGCAUACACGAGGGGCCAGCAAGGGGAGAGCAUCUAAUCACACUUCAAGAAGCCUCGAGAGCCCACAGCAGGACAAGCCCCUACACCCUGCUUCUCUGCUGGACCCACCAAGGCUUCUGAUCAGAUCCCGGAUCCCAGGCCUUUUAAAAGAACUCUAGUUUGGGUUGGCUCUAUUCUGGGUGUGAGCCUGACCUCUGGUGGCCACCUUGUUAGUUCAUUUGCUCAAAUUAUUCACUGAUUUAAAAAAAAAGACUCAGGGACGGGUUCUGGGCAUGUUGUGGGGAAGCAGAAUUGAAUGAGGCAGGAGCUCCCUGCAGGGGCUCACAGGCUACCAGGGAGACCAUUCCAGAAGAGGUGAAAAGUCUGAGAAGUAGAAGCACAGAGGCCAUGAGAUCACAGGAGGAAAGAAAUAACGUUAAGCCCACACAAUAUUUAUAAGGCACCUACAAUAUAUAUGAUCUCAUUUAAUGUUUCUAACCUCCUUCAUGGUACUUAUGAUUAGCAUUCCACUCGCUAAAUAAAUGUGGAGGCCCAGAGGUGUUCAGCUUGGGAGUGGAGCUGGGAUUCCAACUCAGGUCUCCUGACUUUUGGCUGCACCUGGCUGGGCCCGAGGGAGAGGCCCGGAGGCAGGGGCACAGGAUCUGAUGGGUGAGGAGGAGGAAACCAGAGACACAGGAAGUGUGUUCCUGGAAGAAGGGCCUGGGGUUUAUGAGCAGGCGUGGAGGGUGUGAGGAAUGGAGGGAGGAAGGGAGAAGCCUGCGAAGAAAGGCCCCGGAGGAGGCAGGGGCUGGGUUGUGAGGGGGCUGGCGGCCCUGCGAGGAAGUCCACGGGUUGUCUAGCAAUCGGAAGCCAUGAGGGCUUCCCAAGGAGAGUGAGAGGAUUCUAUUUGGGUUUUUUUUUUUAAGAUUUUUAUUUAUUUAUUAGAGAGAGAGAGAACACACACAAGCAGGGCAGGGAGGAGAAGCAGGGAGCCCGACACAGGGCUCGAUCCCAGGACCUCAGGAUCAUGACCUGAGCCAAAGGCAGACCCUUAACCAGCUAAGCCACCCAGGCGCCCCCUUAUUUUGGUUUGUAAGGCGGGUUAUGCUUCAGUGGGAGGAUGGGUUGAGGGGUCGACCUGGAGCUGGACACUAUUGCCAAAGCCAACGUGAUGCUGAUCUGAGCCAGGUGUGAGGAUCGGUGGUGGAGCCUGGCAGCCCAGAGGUGGGCUUCUGGGUGUGGUGACAGAUUGCUGCAAGAGGAGUAUGAAGUUAGGGCAACCCAUGCUCCUGGCUGAAGACAAAGAGGCAGUCGUGCUAGCUCUGAAAGGGAACCCAGUUGGAGGAGCAGAUUUGGGGAAGAGGUGGUGAGGUUAUUUAUUUAUUCGUUUAUUCAGUGAAUAAAUAUUGAGUGCUGACCAUGUGCUAAGAACUAUUCCAGGUGCUGGGGACAUGGCAGGGAACCAAACACAAGUCUUGCACAUGCUCCCUGUUGGGGGAGGCUGACCACAAGUAAAAUAAGGGAAGCAUUUGGUCCAUCAGGUGGAUAAGGCUAUUAUGGAGAAAAGUCCCACUGGAAAGGAGAAUCGGGAACAUGGCUGUGGUGGGGUAGGAAUUGUAGUUUUCAAUAAGGUGCUCAGAGAUGGUUUCACUGAAGAGAUGAUGGACUGAAAGAGGUAUGGAAAUGGCAGGUGCAAAGGCCCUGAGGCUGGAGCACAUAUGGGGUUUCAGGGAACACAAGGAGGCCAAGGAGCCGGAGUAGAGUGAGAAAG
Molecule: messenger RNA, 6307 nt
Organism: Mirounga angustirostris (Northern elephant seal)
Lineage: Eukaryota; Metazoa; Chordata; Mammalia; Carnivora; Phocidae
Gene: ALDH1B1
Product: aldehyde dehydrogenase 1 family member B1
Molecular function (GO): aldehyde dehydrogenase (NAD+) activity
Source: RefSeq, a predicted model, not a curated record